This is a messenger RNA of Protobothrops mucrosquamatus (brown spotted pit viper), 881 nucleotides long. RefSeq names its product N-terminal Xaa-Pro-Lys N-methyltransferase 1 (gene NTMT1). Gene Ontology annotation, cellular component: cytoplasm. Lineage: Eukaryota; Metazoa; Chordata; Lepidosauria; Squamata; Viperidae. The record is from RefSeq and is a predicted model, not a curated record. Gene Ontology annotation, molecular function: N-terminal protein N-methyltransferase activity. The transcript has 3 exons. Bases 23 to 694 code for a protein of 223 amino acids.
GAGGAAGACGAAAACUGCACCCAUGGCCAGCGACGGGGUGGAAGAUGAGCUGGAAUUCUACUCCAAGGCUGAAAAAUAUUGGAAGGACAUCCCCCCCACCGUGGAUGGGAUGCUGGGGGGCUACGGGCACAUUUCCAGUAUCGACAUCAGCAGCUCCAGAAAGUUUUUGCUCCGGUUUUUGAGGGACGGCCCAAACAGGACCGGCACAGCCUUGGCCUUAGACUGUGGCGCCGGCAUUGGGCGGAUUACAAAGAGACUAUUGCUGCCCCUUUUCAAAGCUGUGGACAUGGUGGACGUGACGGAAGACUUCCUGAAUAAGGCCAGGACGUAUCUGGGGACGGAAGGCCAACGGGUGCGAAAUUACUUCUGUUGUGGGUUGCAAGACUUCAGCCCGGAGCCUAACACUUACGAUGUCAUCUGGAUCCAGUGGGUAAUCGGACACCUGACGGACGAGCAUCUCCUGAGCUUCUUGGAAAGGUGCCGCCUAGGACUCUGUCCCAACGGCAUCAUCGUCAUUAAGGACAACAUGGCCCAAGAAGGGGUCAUCAUGGACGAAGUGGACAGUAGCCUCUGCCGGGAUCUGGAUGUGGUGUGUAAGAUCAUCCGCCAUGCCGGGCUGAGUCUUUUGGCCCAGGAGAAACAGGAGAAUUUUCCAGAUGAGAUCUAUCACGUCUAUACCUUAGCCAUGAGGUGAAGGAGAUCCAGGAAGCGUUCCCAUGGUGCUCCAGGGCAAACCAUGGUUUCCAGCAGGCCAGGAUGAAGGGGAAAGAGGGGAGACCGGCUGGGGUCUCGAAGAGGUGGGGAGCAGGGAGGGAAAGGCGGUUGCGUCCCUGGGCGGUAAAAUGGACUGGGACAGGGGAAGUAAAGGUAAGCGUGAUUGU